AUGCCAAUUAUUCCGACCACUCCACAGCGUGCAGCUAAACCUGCCCCCUUUUGUAUCAAAAGCAUCCUGGCAAACCGCAAGUCGUAUAGCCUUCUCACUGAUAAGACGUUUAACUGGCCGGCCACCUGCGAUGCCGCCCUAAUGAAGGAAGCAGUGGUUGAGGUCCCAAGGCUCAUGGACAAUUUCUUCGCUUGGUGGGUGAACAAAGUUUUCGCCCAAACUGAACUCCCUGGCUGGAACUCUUGGUAUUGUACUCUUGUUGCCGACCUCCACCGCUACCGCCAUUGGCACAAUGAAGACCUAGUUCGCUGGGAAUUCUCUGAAAUUGCAGCGGUCCUUGAUCCUAAGUACGCUGCUUUACGCAAGACAACUGUCUGGGUUUGGCGCCCGGAAAUGGUAGAGUGCAUCAAAGACUUGGAGGGGUUUUUGUGCGCUCCCGACGGCAUGAAGCUUGCCCGCUGGUUUACCUGGAACAGAGCAAUUCCUCAACAACCAACCAGCCCCCAAAUUGAAAAAGGGGUUGUGCCAUACAAGUUCACCUGCUUGUGCCUCCGAAGCCCCCAGGAUCCGGAAGUUAUCCAAUACGACGAAGAAUGGGAGUUCGAAUGGGGCGAGUAUGUCUCAUUCAAAACUGACUACUGGGGGGAGAAAAAGAAGAGUUUGAAUCUCCGAUUUCUCUUUGCUUGGUGUCUUCCUGUGGUUUAUCCUGACUUCUAA
Molecule: messenger RNA, 717 nt
Organism: Orbilia oligospora ATCC 24927
Lineage: Eukaryota; Fungi; Ascomycota; Orbiliomycetes; Orbiliales; Orbiliaceae
Exons: 4
Coding region: 1-717 (238 amino acids)
Source: RefSeq, a predicted model, not a curated record